Messenger RNA from Cuscuta epithymum, 660 nucleotides. The record is from the annotation of a GenBank genome assembly. Lineage: Eukaryota; Viridiplantae; Streptophyta; Magnoliopsida; Solanales; Convolvulaceae.
CUUCUUCACUCAUUCGGUUCCAACCAUCGGUUACGAGGUUACAAGGUGCCACUGUUUACAAAGAACUUCUCUUUGGAGUUCCAAAUCAAUUCUCCAAUCCUCACCACUAUCAAGGUUACAAGGAGGGUGUAACAAUGGAGAGAGAGACGGAAAGGACAAGCCAGGAAGUGGUUGGAAAUCAAGAAAUCAAGGAAGUUGAUGAGUUUUCUGGGGUGCCGAAAGAAGGCAUUACUUCAGAAGAGAUGGAAUUGGAUUUGGGGGGUUCUGGAGAAGUGGAGAUGAACAAUAUGCUGGGAGAUGGCAAUUCAUGGGAUGGUGCAAGUAGAAGAAAAAGGGGAAGCUAAAGUUGGCAAUUCUACGCCACUAGCUGCCAGUGAGCCCACUCAAGUGGAUGCCAUAUCUGAGGGACAGGAAAUUCGACGUCAAAGAAGAACUUUAUGGCCCAGAGAAUUUUAUAAUCCGGAACCAAAGAAAAUCUUUGAAUUUAAAGUGGAAUUGGACCAAGCUACUAUUUUAGCAGAUUUAGACAUUUGAUCCCGGGGGAGAUUAGAAUUAUCAAUUUUUAAUGUUUUUUAAAAUGUUCAUGCGAUGUUAUGACCUGACUUAGUGAUUAUGGAUACUCCCUCCGUGCCAAAAUAAACUUCAUAGUUACUAUUCUUA